AUGGGAAAACAACAUCGGGAACGUAUUCGUGAGCACAAUGAGCAAACUGCAAGGGAAGCGCUGGAAAGAAUUGAAGCAGAAAACAAACCAAGCCCCCCUCAGCCAGAUGUACAAGAUAACACUCCAGUUAGUGAGGAAAGCCAAGAGUCUUACAAUCAUCAAGCCGACCUUGAUGUGAUUGACCUUGCCGCAAUGGGACCAGCCGCAAGGAUUUUGGAAACAAACAUCUUGACAGGUGUGAAUUUGGAUGACGAUUUUGAUCAUCCAAAUCUUUUUACCAUCCCUACCAGUCAAUUCAAGAAAAGCUACCUCAAAAUUGAAAUGAAUGGAUUGAAACUCUCUGAAAAUUGUGGUGAUGCACUUUAUGAAUAUGAUAGUGAAAAAAAGGAGAAGAAGACUAAAUUGCCCAAUCCUUGGCGUAAAAAGGCAGAUGGAAAAAUUAUCCGACACAUUCCAAUCACCUUAUAUUCCGAUGACACCUCCGGAAAUGUCUCAAAGAAAUUCAACAAUCACAUCUCCUUUUAUUUUACCCUUUCUGGUCUUCCGCUACACAUCUCCAAUCAAAAGUUCAACUGUCACUUCUCAUCCACCUCAAAUAGAGCUACUGUGUUGAAAAUUUUGCAGCCAAUAGUUACUGAAAUGAAUGAAAUCACAAAAACCGGUUUCAAUGCAUUUGACUCAACUAUCAUGAAGGAGGUCCUGGUCACUGGAAUUGUCUUAUGCUUUUUGGGUGACUCCCCAAUGCACGCUGAGAUCACAAACACACCAAAUCCUGGCACUUCAUUAAAUCCUUGCCGAAUGUGUGAUUCACAUGCUGAAGGAAUUAACAUGAGGAAUACUGUUGAUUAUGUGACAAAAUUCUUGAGGAUUAAUCAUGAUGGAUCUGAGGCAACAGGAAAUGAAAGGAUUUGGAACGAAACACAUGAAAGGACCUACGAAAUAUACUGUGCAGAAAUAGAAGAAAGCCAUGCCGAGUCCCUCCGAAAAAAACUCAAAUAUGGUAUCACUGACUCACUCAACACCCGGUUUUUGGAAGAAUCAAAGAAAAAUCUUCAAAUCAGAGAAAAGAUGGAAAAAUUGGAAGACAAAGAGCCACACAAAUUGUUCAAUUCAAUUUUGGAGCUUGAAGGGUUUGAUGGUGUUAAGGAUACUCCAGUUGAGAUCCUCCACGUUGCCUUCUUGGCUUCGUCAAGCUUGAAUAUUCCACCCAUCAAUGGAAAAUCAUUUGUCAAUCACAUCAAAAGUCUAGUCGGAAAAGAAUUCAAGAUUCUGGUUCAAGCAGCACCUUUCAUUUUUUUCCAAUUCCUGGAUCCUGAACGCAAAGCAAUCUGGACGGCUCUCUGUCAACUUGUACCAUUUAUCUUUAUCACCAAAAUCGAUAACAUGGAAGAAUAUCUGACCCGUCUAAAUAUUUGCAUCAAGAAUUUCAUUUAUCAUGCUAUCAAAACCACAGCGCAGUGGGUCAACAAGCCAAAAUUUCACCACCUCCUCCACCUCCCUGAAUCAAUACGUCGAUUUGGACCAGCAACUCUUUUCGCCACUGAAAAGUUUGAAUCAUUCAAUGGUGUCUUACGCAAUGCAUCAAUCCACUCCAACAGACAAAGCCCAGGAAGAGAUAUUGCUAUCACUUUUGAUAAUUAUUACACACACAGAUUUCUUCUCUCUGGAGGUUAUAUGUACAAUCCUGAAACUGAAACCUAUUGCAAAGCCUCUCAAGAAGUUCUCAAUAUCUUCCUGAAAAAUGAAGUCAUCCGCAAGUCCUUUGGUUACAACUACACUGCAUCAAAUCCAGCUCCUCCCCAACACUAUCCAUUUGCUCAAACCAUUAAAGUCCUUCAAGACGACAAGCUCCCAGUACCACAACAAUUGAUUGAACAUUGCUCAAGCACUAGAAUCAGACAAGUUCGAAAGGUUCAAAUUAAACAACACGAAAUUUUGGAGAAAGGUGGUUUUGUUGUGCUUAUGGGAAUAAGUGAGCUCUAUUCAAUGAGGGAAAUAUGUCGGGAAAAGACCAAACAGUUCAUUAAUGUCAAUGAAGUCCAGGCUUGCAUCAAUGUUCAGCAUAAUUGUGACAAAGGAAAAUGCUUAAUCGACAUGAGCAAACCUGUCACUGUUGAGCAUCAAGAAACUGAUAUCAAAACUUCUCAAGUUUUGCACGCAGAUGACAAACAUUAUGUGAUCAACACAGCCUCAUUUCACGAUCCAUUCCAACAUCACCAAGUCUCUAGAACAAACUUACCACAGAUUUCAGAUCAAGAUAUGGCACAAUGUGUUUUAGAUGGCUUGAGAAAUUGGGAUAAACAUAAUUUUGUAUUUGAUCAAACCAAUAAAGAGGAAGAAGAGAAUAUUGAGGGUACUGCUAUUUAG
This is a messenger RNA of Puccinia graminis f. sp. tritici CRL 75-36-700-3, 2367 nucleotides long. RefSeq lists its product as uncharacterized. Bases 1 to 2367 code for a protein of 788 amino acids. The record is from RefSeq and is a predicted model, not a curated record. The transcript is spliced from 9 exons. Lineage: Eukaryota; Fungi; Basidiomycota; Pucciniomycetes; Pucciniales; Pucciniaceae.